GCCUCACAGUGACAGUUUUAUAGUUUGACGUCAUAAAUAUCCCUCCGCGCACGUAUGCUUGCGUGCUAUUGACGGAAGUAGUUCCGGUACAUACUUGGAUCACCUUGAGCUCGCCUGUCCAGAGCGCAUCAGUUACAGACGAUCUCCUUCGAACGCAGGACAUUACCCGUCACUUCCAGCAUGCCUCACACUAAAGCUCAGGAUAUGGGCUCUGCCUUCAUCCAGACUCAGCAGCUCAAUGCUGCCAUGGCCGACACCUUCCUGGAGCACUUGUGUCUGCUGGACAUCGACUCUGAGCCCACCAUCGCCCGCAACACUGGAAUCAUCUGCACCAUUGGUCCAGCUUCUCGCUCUGUGGAAAUGCUGAAGGAGAUGAUCAAGUCUGGCAUGAACAUCGCCCGAAUGAACUUCUCUCAUGGCUCACAUGAGUACCACGGUGAAACUAUUAGAAAUGUGCGUGAGGCUUGUGCCAGCUUCCAGCCAGGCAGCAUCCAGUAUAGGCCAGUGGGCAUCGCCUUGGACACCAAGGGACCUGAGAUCAGGACCGGUCUCAUCAAAGGGAGCGGCACAGCAGAGGUCGAGCUGAAGAAAGGAAAUAAGAUCAGAGUGACUCUAGACGAUACUUUCAUGGAGAAUUGUGAUGAGGAUAACCUCUGGCUGGACUACAAGAAUAUCACAAAGGUGGUGGAAGUGGGCAGUAAGGUCUACAUUGAUGACGGGCUUAUCUCCCUCCAAGUUCUGGAGAUCGGCUCUGACUAUCUCAUCUGUGAGAUUGAGAAUGGUGGUUCUCUGGGCAGCAAGAAGGGUGUGAAUCUGCCCGGGGCUGCAGUCGACCUGCCUGCUGUGUCAGAUAAGGACAUCAAAGAUCUGCUGUUUGGUGUGGAGAUGGGAGUAGACAUGAUCUUCGCUUCCUUUAUCCGCAAAGCAGCCGACGUGCAUGAGGUCCGUAAGGUGCUGGGAGAGAAGGGCAAGAACAUUAAGAUUAUCAGCAAACUGGAGAACCAUGAAGGUGUGCGCAGAUUUGAUGAGAUCAUGGAGGCUAGUGAUGGCAUCAUGGUUGCUCGUGGUGACCUGGGUAUCGAAAUCCCAACAGAAAAGGUGUUCCUGGCCCAGAAGAUGAUGAUUGGUCGCUGCAACAGAGCAGGAAAGCCAAUCAUCUGUGCCACGCAGAUGUUGGAGAGCAUGAUUAAGAAGCCUCGCCCUACUCGUGCAGAGGGCAGCGAUGUGGCCAACGCAGUUUUGGAUGGAGCUGACUGCAUCAUGUUGAGUGGAGAGACAGCAAAGGGAGACUAUCCCCUGGAGGCAGUGCGCACCCAGCAUAUGAUUGCCCGAGAGGCAGAGGCAGCCAUGUUCCACAGGCAGCUGUUUGAGGAGCUGAGACGCUCCUCCUGUCUGACCCAUGACCCCUCAGACGCUGUUGCCGUUGGCGCCGUUGAGUCCUCCUUCAAAUGCUGCGCCAGUGCCCUUAUAAUACUCACCGAGACUGGAAGGUCUGCUCACCUGAUUUCACGGUACCGGCCCCGUGCCCCAAUCAUAGCUGUGACCCGUAACGAGCAGACAGCCCGUCAGGCUCACCUGUACCGUGGUAUCUUCCCCAUAUUCUACAACAAUGCCGCCCAUGAUGUGUGGGCCGAAGACGUAGACCUGAGAGUCAACUUCGCCAUGGAAGUCGGUAAGGCUCGUGGAUUCUUCAAGACUGGUGAUGUUGUCAUUGUCCUGACCGGUUGGCGCCCAGGGUCUGGCUACACCAACACCAUGCGUGUCGUUCCAGUGUCAUAAAUGUUACGUGUCUGAACCACACUUCUCCAUUUUUCUUCCAUUGCUCCCCUCCUGCCCCCCUUUUUUUUUUUUUUUUUUUUUUUUCGGGCUUUCCGGACCAACUAUACGUUAUCAUUGCUUGGGUCCAGGCAGUAAAAUUACAGAAGCCUGACUUCUCCAGCAGGCCAGUGGACCAUCAUCACUUAGAUGUUUUAUUCUCACCUGAUUGGUUGUUCUCACUUUAUAUUUACUUUCCAGUCUCAGUGGCACAUUAGCCAACUAUAGUCUCACGUUUAUCCACAGAUGUGUUAUUCCGCAGAAAUUAAACCAGAGCGGUCUGUCUGCAUGCCUGUUUAAGCAUAGAGACGGGUAGGGAACUGUGAUUGUACUGUACAAAACAUUCCUUGUUUAGAAAGCACAUCCAUAGAACAAACAGCAGCUUUGUGAAAUUCCUAAAUUGCAUCCGGAACAUUUCCAACAUUUUCCUGUCUCUCUGAGUGGCGAGGGCUCACACAUAACUCUGGUUUUUGUGGCGUUACUCUGUUUGCUCUAUUUGCACAGUAUUUACACUCCCAAAUGUGCUGCAAACUAUGUUACAUUCUGUGUUAUACUUAACUGUGAGUGCAUAUUUUCUUUUCUUUCCCCAGACAGGGCAACCAAUGCUAUACAUAAAUAUAUUUUUGGCUUACCCAAGAGAAAUGUUAAUGUUGGAAUGCCCACAUUAGUUCAAUUAAAUUGAUUCAUUUGUGUGUUUAAGAAGAAUAAAAUCAUGGUUGAAGAUCGUUUCAGGAAAAACUGUUUUCUCUGAGCUGGAGAGAUGAAUAUUGAUUGGGCAGCAAUGGUCACGUUGCCCCCUCCCCAUCAAAUGUCGCACUUGUUCCUGUUUGCUGCUCCAGAAUGUUUGAGUGUGUGUGCGUGUGUUUAGGUCUACCUGCUUUAUGUCGCUAAGUGCAAGAUGUAAUCAUAAAUGUAAGAGUAAACUAUAGGACCAUUCUGAAGUGUUAUUCAAGAGUGAAUUAAUAAAGGAGUUGAGCACCUG
Messenger RNA from Myxocyprinus asiaticus (Chinese sucker), 2797 nucleotides. RefSeq names its product pyruvate kinase PKM-like. Gene Ontology annotation, biological process: glycolytic process. Bases 181 to 1779 code for a protein of 532 amino acids. Gene Ontology annotation, molecular function: magnesium ion binding; potassium ion binding; pyruvate kinase activity. The record is from RefSeq and is a predicted model, not a curated record. Gene Ontology annotation, cellular component: cytoplasm. The transcript is spliced from 11 exons. Lineage: Eukaryota; Metazoa; Chordata; Actinopteri; Cypriniformes; Catostomidae.